Messenger RNA from Aureobasidium vineae, 303 nucleotides. Lineage: Eukaryota; Fungi; Ascomycota; Dothideomycetes; Dothideales; Saccotheciaceae. The record is from the annotation of a GenBank genome assembly.
AUGGCUUCGUGGUACCACCCACUCGUGAGCCCUCUCUUCUUGACUGGCGUCAUCACCAACGCCGUCCUCGCCUUCUUCUUGCUCUGGGCGGCCAGAAACCGCGACCUUGGGGAUUGGGUGCCCACUCUCGUCACCAUNAUUGUCGUGGGCGCCAUACAAGCCGCCUAUGUCUUGAUCUCCCUGUGCAUGGAGCCACCAGCCGCCGACCCGCUCGCCCUCGCCGUGCAGACCGGCAUCCGCCUGGUCGAGUUGGAGCCUGUUGGCACCUCCAGCUCUGAUGAAGACAAUAACGAUGAGCAGUAG